GGUCUGAGCCGGUUGGUUACGCAUGCGCGGUGGUGGUGCGUACCGGCCGAGACGGUGAGGAGUCGAGUUGGGAGGAGAUGGCGGGGGGCGGAUCGUGGUCGGCGGCGGUGCUCCAACUCCUGAAGAGGAUGAAUUCAUUCCACUCGCAGGGGUCAUCCAAGAGUUCCUGCAGGCCGCUGUACGUGGCAGGCCAGCAGGUCGGGCUGGUGCCGCCCCGGGUCUCCGCCCACCUCACCGACUACCCCGACGUCUUCCAGCCGUCCCGGAGCGAGCUGGGGCCGGUGGAGCUGUGCGCCGGGCUCUCCACCUACGAAGAGCGAUCCUGCGCCCUCCGCCGCGUCCUGGAGCACUGGAAGAGCCUGCAGCUCUUCGACUGCCUCCGCGGCUGGAGAGAUGAGAGUUAUGAUGUGAUGCCCAGGUUCUGUGACCCACCCCUUCUGCAGCUGGAGCGGUCGGCAGCCAGUUUGUUUGGGAUAAAGACCUACGGGGUCCACGUGAACGGAUUCACCCGUCUGCCAGACGGGGAGAUGGCCAUGUGGGUGGGCAGACGGGCCCACUCCAAGCCCACCUUCCCUGGAAUGCUGGAUAACCUGGCAGCGGGCGGACUGGCAGCUGGCUUGGGCGUGAAGGAGACCCUGGUGAAGGAGUGCGAGGAGGAGGCGUCCAUCCCAGAGUCCAUCUCCAGCAGGGCCAGGCCCGUCGGCAGUGUCAGUUACACCUACGAAGAUGAGCGAGGCAUCUUUCCCGAGUGCCAGUUUGUCUACGACCUGGAGGUCCCUGCAGACCUGGUGCCGCAGGUGAAAGACGGAGAGGUGCUGGAAUUCUACCUCUGGCCUCUGGAGCAAUCGAGGGUCCAACCUCAGUGCCAGAGACAGGACCACUGCAGCUUGUUCCUGGUGAAGGAGGCCAUCGUGGGCUCAGAAUUCAAACCCAAUUGUGCCCUGGUGGCCCUGGACUUCCUCAUACGGCACGGAGUGGUUGAUGCUGAUGGAGAGCGAUACUACCAGCAGUUCGUCGAGGGUCUGCACCGGGAGCUGUGAGACGCUCUCUCCAUCCCGAAUCUCUCGAGCAUCUUGAGCCACUGACUGACAGGAACCCCCAGCUGCCGAUUCUCCCCUCUCCCCAUCCAAUUCUGGGAGCAGAACUAUGGUAGGGACUGACCGAGGGGCCCACGAUUAAAGGAUACCGCAACUGCUCUUCCUACACGUCGUUUCCUCUGGGAGAUUUGGAGCAAGGGUAUAAAUCCCAUGUUGUAACUACGGGCGAGAGGGACACACUCGGAUCAGCAAAGACUGAGGGGAGAGAUAAUUUCACACCACACGGCAAAACUGUCCAAUACCAGAGGGUUUUAGUGCAAAGGAUGCAAAGUUCAGAGGAUGUGCGCUAGGCAGGGUGGUAGUGGGAUUAUGACAAGCAAGUGAACAUGCAGAGUAUGGACAUUGUGCAGGCACAAGGGGUGAGGUUUGGAUCAGGGCUGAAGGGCUGGUUUGAAGGAGACCCAUCACAAAGCUGGGAUUGUUUUCACUCCACCCCUCAACGUCUAAUACCAGAGGGCAGGCUUUGAAGGUGAGAGGCUCAAAGUGGAAUUUUUACGUGGGGAGAGGUAUUGGGGUGUCGGUGGAGACCCUUCCAAGAGACAUGGAUAUGAGGAAGAUGGAGGCUAUUGACAUGGUGCAGGGUGAAGGGAUGAGUUUUUGAUUUACUUUUUAGCUGGUUUGGAAAAGGUUCAGACCUUGCACCAGUGAAGAUGUAGGUCUGUCAGGAGGGAUGAAGGAACAAGUAAAAUUAUUUUGUGAAGAAUACAGUGAACGGUAGCUUCAGCAUUUCAACAGUGUGUGGUGAAAUACAGUCAGGAGCUGUUGAGUUAGUUCCUGAUGAAAAUCUUAAGUCUUGAGCAGAUCUACAAUAUGGAUUAAACUGCCUUGUAAUAGGGAACACUGUCAGAAUGCAGAAUCAUCUAAAGAUCGUGUCACUGUGUUGGGUGCUCUAACCCUGCAGGAACCUGUAUUUUUUUCAUCCCAGAGCUUUCAAAGUUAUGAAGCAGUUUCCAGUAAUUUACUGUGAUCAACAGAGAAGGGUGGAUUAAUCGGUUCGAAUGUUACUUUAUUCCGGAAGAGAGAGCUCACAGUGACUGGGCUGGUCUGAGCAAACACUGCAACAUCAUGCUGCCCUGCACAUCCAGAAGUAAAAAUCCUGGUAAAGAAUAAUGUUUAUACUAUUUAACUGCUACCUCUCUGUACAUCAUUAAUUCAACCCCCGGACAAUAGCAUAUUACGCCCUUUGAAGGCUCAGUUAUAGCUCCCUAUUUAUGAAGCACAUGAGUACAGGAAUUUGUGAAAUAAUUAAUGUGAGAUAUUAUUUAUGGAAGUCAGUCGAAGCAUCAAAACUGAAGAAUAGAUGACAUAAAUUGUGGUCGGGUUUACCGUUCAAGCCUGCACCUGGUGAGGAAAUUGGAAAUGACUUUUUAGGAUUUCAAAGCAAAAACAAAUUGUACAACACAGGCUGCUUUCUUAUGCUAAAGAAGUAAAUAAUCCUGCUGUGACAGAUGCAGAUAAUAGAUGAGUGGAUGGGUAGUGAUGAUAAUGAGCCUACUGUUUGACAUUAUACUGCCACUGAAAUUGUGCAGAUGGCUGUGAGCCCAGAGACAAAAGACUGUGGGGGUGAAAGUAGUGAUAAAAAUGAGGAAGAGGUAGCCAAAAAAAUGUCAGUUGAUCGAACAGGCGAACUGAUAAAAGACCGAUCAUCGCAGUUUUAUUACUGUAAGGAAUGUGCACGUGUUGCAAGAUGAACUGAUCAAAGUCAGACCAAAAUACACGAAACAAAAAUAGCUAAGAAAAGUGCGAGAUGAGUAGACACUUGGAAAAUUCAUUGCAGUCAACUUCGGCUCACACAGAUGUGCUGCCACCUAUCGAAGAUGUUGUGUCAUCUUCAACACCAGCAGCUCGUGAAGAUUCAAACACCUUUCAAGAUGAAACACAAGACAAUCCUGAUGACCAUCACUUACAGAUAUGUUGCUGUGCUUUGGAAGUGUUAACAGUCAACCUUCUGAUGCAAGAAAAUGCAGAUACCUUGUAAGAUAUUUUGCCUGCACUGUACUUCAAUAAAAUUUACUUUUCAUUUGUCA
Molecule: messenger RNA, 3124 nt
Organism: Hypanus sabinus (Atlantic stingray)
Lineage: Eukaryota; Metazoa; Chordata; Chondrichthyes; Myliobatiformes; Dasyatidae
Gene: tpk2
Product: thiamin pyrophosphokinase 2
Exons: 9
Coding region: 78-1040 (320 amino acids)
Molecular function (GO): 8-oxo-dGDP phosphatase activity
Source: RefSeq, a predicted model, not a curated record